AGCGCACACACAUAUCACCAAUCGCCUCCGAUCCCUUCUUUCCCCCAAUUCUCAUAUACACACACAUACAUAUCCUCUCUCUCUCUGUCUCUCUGUCUCUCUCUCUCUCUCUCUCUCUCUCUCUCUCUCACAAACAUCGAUUUCUCGAUCGCCGGGAAGCAGCGAUCUCUCCGAUUCGCGUUAGGUUUCCGGUGAAUUUUGCGGCGGCCAAUCGAAUUAGGGUUUGAGUAUCAGAUUUUGAAUUGAAAUUUGAUUAAUUAGGGUUUUAACAUGCCUCGGAGUUCGCGAACCAAAUCGCGCAAGCACAGUUCGAGAGAAGUCAGAGAUUACUCGGAUUCUGAAGAAGAUUUGAAACGGAAUGGUAAAGAAGAGGGUUCAGUUAGGGUUUCCAAGGAUUCGAUGUCAGGGGAUAAGCGCAAAGUCGCUGUAAAAGAUCUGGUAGGUCAUGGUAAUGGUGUUGAUGUGGCUGAUGAGGUUCUUGUUGUUUCGAAAAGGCGAAAGGACAAGGCUGAAGGUGGAGGAGGAAGUGAUAGGUGGAAUGCUGAUGCUCCGAAUGAUGUUUUUGUCGAUGUUAAAAUCGAGACUUUUAAUUCCAAAGCCAAAGAGAAAGAAAAAGUGUUGGUUGAUUCUUCGAGGAGUAAGACUGGGAGGAGACAUGAGAGUGAUAAAAAGGAUGAGCUUUUAACUGUGGUUGCGGAGGAGGAGAGUAAGAGUGGUAGAGUUGAGUCCAAACGCAAGGGCGACAAGGAGUAUGGGAGGAAGGAGUAUAAGGAGAAAGAGCGGUGGGAUAAGGAGAAACUGCUGGAGGAUGGGAAGGAUGCGGAAUUUACUAGGAAGCAUGGGUUGCAUUCUGUUGAUGUUGCUGAGGAACGACAUGGCAAGCGCAGUAGAGAAAAUAUUGAAGGUCCUGUGCAAGAUCAGCUUCGAAACCCGGAACUGGAGAAGGAACUGGAUAAGAGAAUAAGGAGGAGAGUAGAUGGUUCUAGUGACAAGGAUAAAUAUCAAGACGAUGCAAGAGAUUAUGAUGAAAAGCGGUCCUCGAAGGGUGACCGCUCCAAGGAUGUUUGGUCUAAGGAUGAGAGGCAUGGGGAUAAAUACAAUGAAGAGAAUGAAAAAUACAGCAGGCACAAGGAAGAUAAAUAUCGAGAGGAUAGCAAGGAUAGUAGAUACAAGGAUGCCAAAUAUAGGGAAGAGGGCGAAAAAGACAAUAGGUACAGGGAUGCUAAGUAUCGUGAAGAUAGUGACCGUGAUAACACAAACUGCGAUGACAAUUACCGUGAAGAUGGUGAUCGUGAUAAAAGACACAAGGAUGAAAAAUAUCGUGAAGAUGGUGAAAGAAAUAUCAGGCAUAGGGAGGAUAAGUAUCAUGAAGACGGUGUCAAAGAUGAUAGGCACAGGGAUGAUAGAUAUAGGGAAGAUGUUAAUAAAGAUAGCAGGCACAAGGAAGAAAAGCAUCGUGAAAAUGCUGACAGAGACAGAGAUGGUAAACGCAGGGAUGUGAAGCAUAGAAAUGAUAGUGACAGAGACAAGAGAUCUAGAGAUGUCAAGUACAGGGAUGAUCACAGCUCUAGAGAUCGAAUUAGUGAUUCUGAGAAGCGUUUGAGGGAUGAAAAUAAUGCUUCUGAUCAUCACUAUAGGAAGUCGAGCAACCGUGAUGGAAGUCCUACUUACGAUGAGCGAGGUUCUAGAUACAAGGAUGACAGGGGAAAUAGAAAGGCAACUGAUAAAGAGGACCAUAAUGAUAUUAGGUCUCAAAGUACGAAAGAGCAACAGUUUGAUGCUGAGAAAAGAUCUGGAAGCAAUAAGGUUGACUUAAUUACAGAUAGAGGAAGAUCUAAUUUUCGAAAUGCUGAUGCAGAUGUAACAUUAAAUCACAGCCGUCGAAGAAGUUCUCCUAGUUCUAGCACUCAUGGUGCUAGAGAUCACUACAGGGUUUCAAAGCUAGAAGAAUCCAAGUACAGAGACUAUGGUUAUGACGAUAGAACGCGACAGAAUGGAAGCUCUGGAAGAGAGUUCAAUGGCGCUAAACAGAAUGAGAAGUUGCUUUCAUCUCGGUUAAUGGAAAAAUCCAUUCAGAAGGAUGAUAGCCAAUUUAAUGAAUCAUCAGUGGCUGAUAGGCGCUUGAGAUCAGAUGCCCGAGCUUCACCCUUGCGCAUGGUGGACAAAUCGCCAUCAUCAACAAGUAAUGAUAGGAGACAUCUGAAUAGAACUGAUGUUAGGCGGUCUAUUGAGAAAGAAGAAUCUGGUCAAAGAAGUGGUGGUUCACGGGACUAUACUGGAAGAGAAGGAAAAGGAGGACGAGAGUUGCCUAUGCACACUCAUGCUGUUGAUGAGUACUCCCAAGCAGAUGGAGAUAAAUCAUCUGCUUCUUCCCCUUUCACCAGAAACUUCUCUGGCAAUUCUAGGUCCAUUUUACCUCCUCCUCCGUUCAGGACAGGUGUAGACAGUCCUUCAGGUUUUGGCCCCGGAGAAGAUGAUAAUAGAGGGAGGUUUAACAACCGUCAUAGGAGAGGUGGUGAUUCUAACAUGGGAAGAUCCCAAGGAAAUGCUUGGAAAGGUAUCCCAAACUGGCCUUCCCCAGUGACAAAUGGUUACAUGCCUUUUCCACAUGGUCCACCUCCUGUAGGUUUUCAUGCCGUAAUGCAACAGUUUCCUUCUCCACCUAUAUUUGGUGUUAGACCUACAAUGGAUAUGAACCACAGCCUUCCUUACCACAUGUCAGAUGCUGAUCGAUUCCCUGGUCAUGGGCGUCAACUUGGUUGGCGGAACUCUGUAGAUGACUCUGCUCCCUCUGUACACGGAUGGGAUGCAAAUAACUCAGUCUUUGGUGACGACAACCGUGGUUAUGGGAGAGUGGAUUGGGACCAAAACAGGACCCAAAUGGGCAAUCGAGGAUGGGAUACAAGCGGAGACAUGUGGAAAGGGUCAAAUAGUGGGUUGAACACAGAAUUGACAUCUGCUCCUCAGAAAGAAGAUUUGAAACAUUCAGCAGUUGAUGAUGUUUUGGCUGGACAGCAAGCACAGAUUGAACAAAAUCAGCCAAAUGGUAAAGCUGAUAGCCUUGAUGUACAGUCUAUUGAUGCUCUUCCUAAUGUAACUUUGAACCCUUCUGAGAAACCUCCUUUAAAAAGUCGCGAGAAUUCGAAGAUGUCAACGAAGGAUGAUGUUUAUGAUCACAAUGUUUAUCUGUCCAGGCUUGACAUUUCAACAGAUCUUACGAAACCGGAGUUGUAUGACCAGUUAACUAGCUUAAUGGACUUCGACAGUAACACACUUGCAUUCGAAGAUGAUGUCAAGAUAUUAUAUGUUGAGGAUGGUUUAGAAGCCAAAGUUUCUGAUCAAAUUAUGAGUUCUGCAAUGAAUAAUACUGUUUUUCAGAAAGCAAUGUCUCUAUAUGAGAAGCAGAAAGGAGAAACAGAAGCUGCAAAGGGAGAGAGGGCACAAACUCCCAGUUCGGAGUACCUCAAGAUACAGGGUUUAUAUAAUGAGAAAGCUGCUCUGACUGAUGGUAAUUCGAGAGCUCUUGUUCCAUUUUGUGUUGAGCAAGGAAGAGAAGAUGCAGUUUCAGAUCAUAAAGAGCAGGACUUGCCAAGGGAUGCGGAGGAAUCUCAACCUGCUUGCAAAAAGUUGGAUGAGACAUUUCUUACUGACAAUAUGGUGGGAUCAGAGGGAGAGGUUAGAAUGGGGAACGUAACAGAAAUGGAGGUGGAUCCAGGUUCCAGGCAGGAGAAUGUGUCCACCCCCCUGCUAAAUGUAGAACCAUCCAGUCCUCUUCUCCCUUCUAAUCUUGAAGAAAUGCCACCAGGCAGUCCUGUAGUCAGUCAUUCUGCUGAUGAUGAGCACAGGUUGACUGAAACUAAGUGUGCUACUAUGCUUUUGUCUGAUGUGUCUGCUGAGGCAAUGAUGCCAGAGUCGGUUGAGUCUGGGUCAGUAUAUUUAAGUCGGAUACAUCAUUCUCCUGAAAGUACACAUUGAGACAAUUUUAUUUUUCCUUGAGCUUUUUAAUGUCCCAUUCCGUAGUUAAAUCAUCUGCUCUAUGGUAUGGUAUCAUCUGUGCCUUGUUCAGUUAAUAAAACUAUCAAGCUCUUUUUUCA
Molecule: messenger RNA, 4094 nt
Organism: Daucus carota subsp. sativus
Lineage: Eukaryota; Viridiplantae; Streptophyta; Magnoliopsida; Apiales; Apiaceae
Exons: 5
Coding region: 271-3975 (1234 amino acids)
Source: RefSeq, a predicted model, not a curated record